UUUUGCAUUCUGCCUUAGAAGCCAUCAGAGGCUGGACAGGGGGAAGAUGAAGGGAUGGAGGACCCCAGAAGGCCAAGGUCAUCACACCUAUUUCUUGUAACCUUGUCAUUUCUGCUUCACUAACUUCUCAGGUCACCCAGGAAGUGUCAGGGCGGCUGGCCCUAAGGCCACAACUUGAGGACCUUUGAUGUGAAACUGCCAGGCUUGACUAAAAGACAAGUAAGUGCCUAUGGGUUGGAUGAAGUCCCAGCCCCCACUCCAGAGAACAUUAAGGGAGGACAGUGACUGAGAGGGACACUCUACCUGGAGAUGAGUUUUCCUUGUUCUGCGUGACAUUUUAGAUAAAAUUGCACUAAUAACUACAAAUUAGAGCACUUAAAAAAAUUAUACUCUUAUAUGCUGAACCGUGCCCUCUCCCCCCAAUUCAUAUGUUGAAGUCUUAAACCCUGGGCAUCUCAGAAUGUGACCUCAGUGGAAGGUAGUCUUGACUGAGGUAAUUAAGUUAAAAUGAAAUCAUUAUGGUGGGUCCUGACCCAAUCAUCCUGGUCGAAAGGGAAAAUUUGGACAGAUAUAGGUAGAACACCAUGUGAACAUGAAGACAGCCAUUAACCAAGGAGAGAGACCCGGAACAGACCGUUCCCUUGUGACCCUCACAAGGAACUAUCCUGCUGGGUGUGGUGGCACGUGCUUGUAAUCCUGGUGGCUGGGGAGGAUCGCGAGUUCAAAGCCAGCCUCAACAACUUAUCAAGGCCCUAAACAACUCAGUGAGACCCUGUCUCUAAAUAAAAUAUAAAAAAGUCUCAGUGGUUAAACACCCCUGGGUUCAAUCCCCAGUACCAAACCAAAAAACUAUAUUCGUAUAUCUAGGAACCAUCCUGGCUAACGCCUUGAUUUUGGAAUUCAAGUAUCCAAAACUGUGAGACGAUACACUCUUUUUUUUUUUUUAACCACUCAGUUUGUGGUGUUUUGUUACAGCAGCCCUAGCAAACUAAUACACCUGCUUUCUCUCAAAACAUCAGCUGAUUUAGCAGUUGGAUCUGCCUGGCAGCUGGCCCCUUUGGAGAGGACACAUGCUCUCUGGUUCCACGGCCCCCUCACCCAGCCUGUCACUCACUCUCACACCACCUGCCUCACUCCUGCUUUGCUGAGGGCAAUGGCAGAUCUUGGCAAUAAUUAGCAGGAUCCUUGUGUGAUACCCAUGUCUGUGCGUCCUUUCCCUAGAAGCAGCCUUCAUUUCAUGCCCAGAGAGUCCCCAACUGCAACCCUAGAGGGGUUGGUAUAGAUGGAUGGUGGUGACACAUGAGUACCCCAGCAUCUCUGUGUCCUCCCCCAAAGCCCAGGCACCAGGCCCUUCUCUUCUCCAGGACCCAGGCGUUCAAGUCCCACCCCACUUUCAAUGGGCUAUUGUCCCAGACUGGGAAAGGCACGGGCAGAGUCUGACAUCAUGAAGCCUGAGGUGGGGGUGGGACUCCCCCUCCCCCAGCCUUCCCUGACUCCUCUCUCUGCUCUGGGUCUGAGGGAUUUCCCCGCCCCUCACCCCCACCCCCACCCCGGGUUCUCCCGUGGGAGAGAGGACCCUCCCCGCACCUCCCCAGAGCUCAGGCCACCACAGUGCAGCUGACCUACUUGUAUCAAACCUCCGCUGCUCUUAAUCAGACUUGUAAAGGUCACCACCCAGGGCAGGGCCCCGGGGGCUUCAGGACCACUGUGGAACCUGCACACAGAGGGACUUCAUGCCCAGUCCUCCUCGCACCACACACUGUUCUAAGGACACAGGGUGCAAAAGGCCGCUGAGAUCCUGCCCUGGGAGGUCGAGGCUGGCCCAGUAAGCAGAGGACGAGCCACAGCUCUAGCUCCAGGUGCCUGAGUCCCAUGGGAGGAAAGGACCGAAUUUAAACGGAGGGGCAGGUUGGUGACUGGCAGCUUAAAGUGGAACUACAAGAUAUCCCCAACUCAGGGAGACCGAGCUGUGGCUCGCUCACUUGCCGCCCACAAUGAUAUUCCUCACGGCUCUGCCCCUGUUUUGGAUUAUGAUUUCAGCCUCUCGAGGGGGUCACUGGAGUGCCUGGAUGCCCUCGUCCAUCUCCGCCUUCGAGGGCACCUGUGUCUCCAUCCCCUGCCGCUUUGACUUCCCGGAUGAGCUCCGGCCAGCUGUGGUGCACGGAGUCUGGUACUUCAACAGCCCCUACCCCAAGAACUACCCGCCCGUGGUCUUCAAGUCCCGCACCCAAGUUGUCCACGAGAGCUUCCAGGGCCGCAGUCGCCUCCUGGGGGACCUGGGCUUGCGCAACUGCACCCUCCUGCUCAGUACCCUCAGCCCCGAGCUGGGGGGCAAGUACUACUUCCGCGGGGACCUGGGGGGCUACAACCAGUACACCUUCUCAGAGCACAGCGUCCUGGACAUCAUCAACACCCCCAACAUCGUGGUUCCCCCAGAAGUGGUGGCAGGCAAGGAAGUGGAGGUCAGCUGCAUGGUGCCCGACAAUUGCCCAGAGCUACGCCCAGAAAUAAGCUGGCUGGGCCAUGAGGGACUCGGGGAGCCGACCGUGCUGGGUCGGCUGCGCGAGGACGAGGGCACCUGGGUGCUGGUGUCGCUGCUACACUUCGUGCCCACCAGGGAGGCCAACGGCCACAGGCUGGGCUGCCAGGCUGCCUUCCCCAACACCACCCUGCAGUUCGAGGGCUACGCCAGCCUGGACGUCAAGUACCCCCCGGUGAUUGUGGAGAUGAACUCUUCAGUGGAGGCCAUCGAGGGCUCCCACGUCAGCCUGGUCUGUGGGGCCGACAGCAAUCCCCCGCCACUGUUGACCUGGAUGCGCGACGGAACGGUGCUCCGCGAAGCCGUGACAGAGAUCUUGUACCUGGAGCUGGAGGAGGUGACCCCCGGGGAGGACGGUGUCUAUGCCUGCCUGGCAGAGAACGCCUAUGGCCAGGACAACCGUACCGUGGAACUCAGCGUCAUGUAUGCACCCUGGAAGCCGACCGUGAAUGGGACAAUGGUGGCUGUGGAGGGGGAGACAGUCUCCAUCCUGUGCUCCACACAGAGCAACCCGGACCCUAUUCUCACCAUCUUCAAGGAGAAGCAGAUCCUAGCCACGGUCAUCUAUGAGAGCCAGCUGCAGCUGGAGCUGCCCGCAGUCACGCCCGAGGACGAUGGGGAGUACUGGUGUGUGGCUGAGAACCAGUAUGGCCAGAGAGCCACCACCUUCAACCUGUCUGUGGAGUUUGCCCCCAUGAUUCUCCUGGAGUCGCACUGUGCCGCGGCCCGUGACACGGUGCAGUGCCUGUGCGUGGUAAAGUCCAACCCAGAGCCGUCUGUGGCCUUUGAGCUGCCGUCGCGCAACGUGACCGUGAACGAGACGGAGCGGGAAUUCGUGUACUCAGAGCGCAGUGGCCUGCUGCUCACCAGCAUCCUCACACUGCGGGGACAGGCCCAGGCCCCGCCCCGGGUCAUCUGCACCGCCAGGAACCUCUACGGCACCAAGAGCCUGGAGCUGCCCUUCCAGGGAGCCCACCGACUGAUGUGGGCCAAGAUUGGGCCAGUGGGAGCUGUGGUCGCCUUUGCUAUUCUAAUUGCCAUCGUCUGCUACAUCACCCAGACACGCAGGAAAAAGAACGUGACAGAGAGCCCCAGCUUCUCGGCGGGAGACAACCCUCAUGUCUUGUACAGCAGCGACUUCCGCAUUUCUGGGGCACCGGAGAAGUACGAGAGCGAGAGACGCCUGGGAUCUGAGAGGAGGCUGCUGGGCCUCCGGGGGGAGCCCCCAGAGCUGGACCUGAGCUAUUCCCACUCGGACCUGGGAAAGCGACCCACCAAGGACAGCUACACCCUGACGGAGGAGCUGGCGGAGUACGCGGAAAUCCGCGUCAAGUGAGGGGGCCGGGGCAGCCCGUGAGCCAGCCGCCCUCAGGACCCUCAAGGCCCCCACUGGCUGUGGGCUCCCUUCCUCCUGAGAGCUGUGGGGGCUGGGGCAGGAAGGGGCUGGGGCAGGUGACACUGAGGUCCUGGGGGCCUGGCCUCCCUCUCCUUCCCAGCUGCCCCCUCCCUGCCAGCACCCUGCGCCCACAUUACAGCUCCCCUCUAUCCUCUCUAACCUCAUCUGUCUGGAGGGGAGCUCUGUCUGUCCAUGUUAUUUAUUGCUGCCCCCCAUCCCCACCCCGCCUGGUCUCCUGUCCCCACACCUGGACCCUGGACCUGUACAAAAGGGACAUGAAAUAAAUGCCCCAACACCAAA
Messenger RNA from Marmota monax (woodchuck), 4235 nucleotides. It is a transcript of the gene Mag, whose product is annotated as myelin associated glycoprotein. The record is from RefSeq and is a predicted model, not a curated record. Lineage: Eukaryota; Metazoa; Chordata; Mammalia; Rodentia; Sciuridae. The transcript has 12 exons. The coding region runs from base 1995 to 3875 and encodes 626 amino acids.